GAGCCAUCUAUCCGCUUUAGAAAAAAUUUACUCAACUGGAGAAAGUUUAGUCUCCUUUCAUCCGGUAAAUUUCGAAAUCCAAGACGCGUCACUUUGGUACCUGGUGGAUGAUGACACUUGUCAAGAAAUUAAACACCACCACGUAUAUAAAAGCUCCACUUCUCGUCAAUCUUUUUCUGCAGUUGUCAUAUCAUAUCAACUUGGUUGAUUUUUUUUUGAAACCAUGUACCCAAUAAUUUGGCGGACUCUUCUGUCUUUCCUCCUUCCCCUUUCUGUCCUUUCAUAUGGCAGAAACUCAGAGAACCCCCCAGGCAGUAAAGCCAUCCUUCUCUCUAAAGUUCAAACGUUGACUCUGCGCGCGAAUCGCUUCACAACUGCUCGCCGCGUUGACCCCAUACCUCAGCUAAAAUGCACUGGCCCUUCAAAAAGAAUAUGCGACAUGUACCCCAUCGAUACGAUACGAUGCACUAACGCAGGCUACGACUAUGACGAAGAAGACGUCCAGUGGACCUGUACCGCAUCGCUACCCCAAGAGUUUAAGCUUGGCUCCACAGACGUGGUCUGUGAGGGAUACCGAAAUGCGGAUGAUAGGUGGAUACUUAAAGGCAGCUGUGGUGUAGAAUACCGACUUCUGCUGACAGAGCUUGGAGAACGGAAAUUUGGCCGUGUGCGCGAAGAACCCUGGUCCAGAACGAACGGUAGUAAACAACGUGACAGCUUUACGUUCAUAGGAGAUAUCCUCUUCUUUGUUCUCAUGAUUGUGGUCUUGGUGGUGAUGCUGGGAGCCAUGUUUCGACAAUGUUUUAGUUUAGGGGGCAACAGAGGAGGCCGUACUGCUGGUCGUAGAUUUGGCUGGGGAGGUGGUGGAGGAGGUGGUGAUAAUGGUGGAGGAGGUCCUUAUCCUGGGCCUCCUCCCCCAUAUAGCAGCUGUCCAGGUAGUAGUUCUUUUGCCUCGGCGCCCACCGGGCAGGGUUGGAGGCCGGGCUUCUGGACGGGUGCACUGGGCGGCGCUGCGGCUGGUUAUGAGUAUGGCCGGAGAAGCAGUCGUCGCGAAUCUCCUUUUGCUGGCCUACGAACGGCUUCCUAUAAUAGAUGGAAUGAUGCAUAUGAUGACCUUGGAGAAGGCAGCUCGCGGUCUCGGUCCCCUCAGUUCUCUGCUCUGACUACAAGCACAGGGUUUGGUUCAACAAGACGUCGGUGAUACGUCAGGAUAUCAGUCAGAAGAAUUUAACUAUCUCGGCAAAUAAGCUAUAUACUCCAGCGAUUUGCCGGAAACCAUGCUAGACAAAAAGGAAUCCAGCUCAUGAGCCAUGAUACUAAACGUUAAGACCCGCGAGAGAACGGAGAAUACUGCAACUAGGGUACAGGU
This is a messenger RNA of Aspergillus alliaceus, 1369 nucleotides long. RefSeq names its product DUF1183 domain protein. The coding region runs from base 224 to 1201 and encodes 325 amino acids. The transcript has a single exon. Gene Ontology annotation, biological process: regulation of store-operated calcium entry. The record is from RefSeq and is a predicted model, not a curated record. Gene Ontology annotation, cellular component: endoplasmic reticulum membrane. NCBI's taxonomy places the organism in Eukaryota, Fungi, Ascomycota, Eurotiomycetes, Eurotiales, Aspergillaceae.